CAUUCAAGAAAUAUUUAUGGGAUUAUUAGUUUGUAAUAAUGGAGAUAUUCUAUUAGAUUUUGAAAUAAUUUUCAAGUUACGAGUAUUUAUAUAAAUUUAAUUUAUAUUAAUAAACAGCAUAAUUUAUUUUAAAGUGCAGUAAAUAGUAGCGUAAUUUCUAAUGAAUGGCAUUGAAAUGGAUAUCGAUGGGACCACGGAGAUUAAGAGACACAACAGCUUCACCAUUCCAACUAAGAGAGCACCAAUAUCUAAAAGAAAAGGAAGAGAACGCUGCCACAGUUAUCAUAGUGAUGGCAAAGUAGAAGCCCCAAAAAUGUCGUUUAGAGUGGUUCGUAGUUCAAAGUUCCGCCACGUUUACGGGCAAGCCCUGAAAAGGGAGCAGUGCUAUGAUAACGUCCGAGUGUCCAAGAGUUCGUGGGACUCGACGUUCUGUGCAGUGAACCCCAAGUUUCUGGCUAUCAUCGUCGAGUCGGCCGGCGGCGGCGCCUUCAUAGUUCUUCCCCAUAACAAGGUGGGGCGCAUCCCAGCGGACCACCCGCUGGUGGGCGGACACAAGGGGCCGGUGCUGGACAUCGCGUGGUGCCCGCACAACGACAACGUCAUCGCCAGCGGCUCCGAGGACUGCGUCGUCAAGGUGUGGCAGAUCCCGGACGGCGGGCUGUCGCGCACGCUGACGGAGCCGGUGGUGGACCUGGUGUACCACCAGCGGCGCGUGGGGCUGGUGCUAUGGCACCCCACCGCGCAGAACGUGCUGCUCACGGCCGGCUCCGACAACCAGAUAGCGAUAUGGAACGUGGGUACGGGGGAGGUGCUCAUCAGCCUCGACUGCCACCCGGACCUCAUCUACUCGGCCUGCUGGAACUGGACCGGCUCCAAACUGCUCACCACUUGCCGGGAUAAGAAGAUCAGGAUCAUCGACCCGCGCAAGGGCGAGGUGGAGUCGGAGGCCAUCGCGCACGAGGGCAGCAAGGCGUCGCGCGCCAUCUUCCUCAAGCACGGGCUCGUCUUCACCACCGGAUUCAGCCGCAUGUCGGAGCGGCAGUACUCGCUGCGCACUCCCGACGAGCUGAACGAGCCCAUCGUGACGGUGGAGAUCGACACCAGCAACGGAGUGAUGUUCCCGCUCUACGACCCCGACACCAACCUCAUCUACCUCUGCGGGAAGGGCGACUCCGUCAUACGGUACUUUGAGGUGACUCCAGAGCCUCCCUUCGUGCACUAUAUCAACACGUUCCAAACGCCCGACCCGCAAAGAGGUAUCGGCAUGAUGCCGAAGCGCGGCUGCGACGUAGCCACGUGCGAGAUCGCCAAGUUCUACCGGCUCAACAACUCCGGCCUCUGCCAGGUGGUGUCGAUGACGGUGCCGCGCAAGUCGGAGCUGUUCCAGGAGGACCUGUACCCCGACACACUGAGCGACGAAGCGUCGCUGACGGCCGACGAGUGGCUGGCGGGCGAGGACGCCGAGCCCUGCACCAUGUCGCUGAAGGAGCGCGCGCUCGUUGUGCAGGGCGGCUACGUGUCGGGCCGCGCCACGCAGCUCACCGUCACCAAGCGCAACGCGCUUGCCACGCCGCGCGACCGCGAGCGCGACCGCGAGCGCGACAAGGACGAGCGCUCGCCCACGCCCGCCGCGCGCGACAGCCAGGCGCCCACGCCCGCCGCCGCCACGCCGCCGCCCGCCUUCAGCGCCAUGGUGGAAAAGCAAAUGUCCGACCUGGUGGAGGAGAUCCGGAAGCUGAAGUCCGUCAUCGUGAAGCAGGAGAACCGCAUCCGCGCACUCGAGGCCACGGUGAAGGCGGGGCUGGCGCCCGCGCCCGCGCCCGCGCCCGCUCCGUCGCCCGCGCCCGCGCCCUCGCCCGCGCCCGCCGCCUCGCCGUCGCCCGUGGCGCCGUCGCCGCCCGCCGAGCACAACCACGACGACGACAUGGCGCCCGACGAGGUGUGAGCCGCUCGACCGCCCCACUCGCACGCCGCGAUCUGCUCGACUGAUCCACUCGCUCGCGUGACCAGCCGCGUGGAUCAGUGCGAUUGUAAUACGAACGUUGUGAUAUAAACGUGCUUUUGUUAUUUAUUUGAUCAAAAUUUCGAAAUAUUUCGAGAUAUUGGUACGUUGGCAGUAGCUACAACGUCAGCGUGCGUUUGGUUCGAUCGACGCGACGGCGCGCGUCCACUCGACGGUCACGAUGUUGUAUUGUACGAUUUUUGUUUAAAAAUAAUAACCGAAGGGAUGAAUUUUGGAAAACCACUUUCUGUUGUCGCCGAGUCACAUUGAUUUUGCCGUGACUGUUUGACAGCUGAGUGUGUGUUUGACUUGUGUACUCAGUAACUGUCAAACACGGCGGGCCUGGGAUACAGUUGAUUAAAUAUUUACGAGGGUGAAAAUAUGACAGAGAAGACUAGCGGACGCCCGCAACUUCGUUAGCGUGAAAUUCAGUUUUACAUUAAUCCCUCGAGGACCAUGGAUUUUUUGGAUAAAAAGUAGUGUUAAUCCAGGGUAUUAUCUAUCUUAGUUUUAAAUUCCAGCUAAAUUGGUUCAGUAGUUGCGGCGUCAUAGAGUAAUAUCCAAACAAACACCCAUACAAACUGUCGCGUUUAUAAUAUUAGUAGGAUUGGUUGUAAUGAUAUGUACACGCUGCUUUAUGGUGCGGGCGACAUACAAAAGCUUUUGUCGGCGAAAAUCAUCCAAAUUAUGUUUUAACUGUAUAAAUAGUAAUUUUUUAUAGUAAAUGUAUUUUAGACAGUUAGCGCUGUUCGCAUGUACACGCCCUGCGACUGUCGCGGCGUACAGUGUAGUACGGCUGUAGCUCUAGUGGUGGCUCGAGCUGAGCUUCCAUUGGACUGAAAUAUUGUAGCGCUUCGACCGCUCGCUUGCUCAGUAGAAGCCAUGUCUUAAAAGCCUUGGCUGCAGAUAAAGAAAAAUAAAUUAAUAGUGUGCAGGCGUUCAUGCAGUCAGAAGUUUGUUUAGGGACUUAAAUGAAAUGAUAUAUGUAGUUAUGGUACCUAUAUGGUGGUUUAUUCAAAUACUAAAAAUGCUGCACAAAUGGUACGGCUCGCAACAUGAUUGUAUCUCCACCCCACAUACGGCAGCGUGCUACCGACGGCAGAACAACGUUGAAGUGGAAAUUACUAUUUGUAUGUAUAACUUGUAAAUAUAAAUAUAUCGUAGCGAGUGAUAACAGUGCCUUAUAUACGACACAGGAACUUGUCUCAAAUCAGAUAUAUUGUAAUUGGUGACGCGCGGCAACGUGCAGACAGACAAUAAAUAUGUAUCUGCUAUUGCGUGUGUAUAUUAAUAAAAAAAACACUGAAAUAAUAUGAAAUACUAGCGGACGCCCGCGACUUCGUCCGCGUAAAAAUUGAUGUAAACUUCUCUACCUCUACCUUACCCUGCUCGUAAACCUAUCCAACCCUACCCUACCCUACCCCUACCUUACUCCUACCCUACCGCUAACGCUAACCCUACCCUCCCCCCACCUUACCCCUACCCUAACCCUACCCGUUACCUAUCCAUACCCUAUCCUACCCUACCCCUAAUCUACCCCUACCCUACCCCUAUCUUACCCCUACCCUAACCCUACCCUACCCGUACCCUACCCCUACCCUACCCCUAUCCUACUCCUCCCCUACCCUAUACGUUCCAUAUCCUUCCCCUACCUCUACCUUGCCCCUACCCUACACUACCCCUACCUUAUCCGUACCCUACCCUACCCUACCCUACGUUACACUUUCCCUAAAUUACCCCUACCCUACCUCUAUCCUACCCCUUCCAUACCCCUAUCCUAUCGCUACCCUCAGCAAAAUUGGUCCAGCCUUUUGUGCGUGGUGCAAUGACCAAAAGACUAUAAUUUCCCAAGCGACUUCUAUGCUAAUACUAUAAAGAGGUAAAGUUUGUGUGGUUGUCGGGGGUAAUCUCUGGAUCUACUGGACCGAUUUAGAAAAUUCUUUUACCAAUAGAAAGCUACAUUAUUUGCGAGUGUCAUAGGCUAUGUUUGGUCCUCAUAUUCAUACGGGAACGGGAACCACGUAAUUGAAACCGCGGGGCGUCAUAUAGCGGCAUUUCUGCGACUUUUAGAAAUGUUGUAUUAUCUCCGAAACUAUAUAACUAAUUAACAUACUGUAAAGGGCAAAUCUUAUCUCUAUAAUAUCCUUGUGAUUAUUAAAUAAUUUAUUUUGAUAAGGAUUUAAGUUUAGUUGUGUAAAUAAUGACGUAAACCUUAAUUUAAAAUUUAAAUAAUUUAUUAAAGUACUAAAGGUACUAUAUCUGCUAAAAUAUAAAAGAUAGAUAUAUGGUGUCGCGGACUUUUUUGUAGAACUUUUAAAGGUUCAAAAAGCCUCCAUAUAUUUAUUUCAGUUAUACGCAAUGGUUAAGGCAGCGCAUGCGAAUAAGUAAGUUUUUCGGUCCGACCUGUAAGAGAAAACCCGCGAUAACUCAGUAGUUAUAUAUGAUAGAAAUAUAAAAUAUAGCCUAUAGCACUCCCCGAUAACGUAGCAUUCUACUGGCGAAAGAAUUUUUAAAAUCGGACCAGUAGUUCCGAAGAUUACCCCAUUUCAAAAAAUUGUUACAAACUUACAAACUUACAAACUUACAAACUUUACCUCUUUAUAAUAUUAGUAUAGAUGAAGAUAAAGUUAUGUUUUCAAGGAGGGUUUUUUAAAAAAACGUUUAUAAUAUUAUGAACUUCAUAAUAUGAGUCGGUAUUUAUUUGUUGUCUGCGCCUUGUCUUUGUAAGUUUUGCAUUUAGUCAUAAUUAUUAAUUAUUAUACUUCGAGAUAUUUUUCAUUUUAUUUGUUGUUUGUAUUUUUUCUGCUAUGUGCGUGCACACUUAUAAUUUUAAUGCAAACAAAGAUGCGUAUUUUCUUUGAUUAUAAGAUGAUAAUUGUGCAGGCUCAAUUUAUUACUUAUUGAUUAUGAAUUAUGAAUAAUUGCUUAUAGCUUUUAAUAAUAAUAAUUAGUGAAGCAAUAUUAUAAUGUAAAAUAAUUAUUUAUUCGACUACGUAUUGUACGUGUUUUGUAAUGCGACUCCUCUGCAAAUAUGAAACAAGAUGGCGUCCAUAUAUGUUCUUCUACUGUUAUUGUGUUACUUUUUGAAUGAUUUCGAAUAUCUUGUACUGCUACGAUUGGGUCACAAAGUCUGCUUGUUUCGUAUUUGCUGGUGGUUAUUUGUGUAGGCAAUGCAGGAAGUCAUCAUUUCAUCGCUAUUUAUUACGAAGUAACAGUCAUUUUAAUUGUAGUUCAUUGUUAAUAUUGUCCACAUUUUUUUAAAAUACGUAUUGUAAUGUGUACAUACAGCUGAUCGCACAUCUACACGUGCGCCGAGCGCCGGCCGAAUGCGUCGCAUACUAUGACCUCAAAUUAGGAAUACUGUUAUACUGACUACAGAUUUAUGUGUGUAAAAUUCUAUGAUAAAUCAUACACACCUUAGAACCUUAUAUUCGUCUCAGAUAAUACUCUUGUGGUCAUUCACACCCGCAAUCUAUAAGCAAGUUGCGUAGUUACUAACAUCGUUAUUUUAGCAAAGACCAAAAAGUAUAUUUGUUUGGUAUUUUUUUUAUAAUAAGCAAUUAUUAACAUGGUCUUUUUUAUUAUUCUCAUUUAUUAAUUAUGCUUUUUUUUAGUUUUAACAAUGUUAAUAUGAAAAUAAAAUACAAAACACUACUAAAAAUUUAUAAAAAAUAUCAACCCUCCCGCUGGGGACAUUUGAGUGCCCAAGCAACCGGUGGUCAGGGCUCCAGAGUGAGGAACCUCCUCACAAUAUGUGCCGUCUCAAGAAUCACUGCCUUCUGUAUCCGACUCUUGAUCCAACAGUUAGAUGAAAGCUUCUUUAGGUGUUGGUCGAAGUUUUUCGCUAUAAGACCAUGACAUGGUCCUGAUUGUUAUAUUUUACAUAUUGUUAAAUAUAACAAUAUGUAAAAUGAUAAAUAAAACAAAAAAUAAACUCGGUCUCCCUAUCACUCACUCGACAAAAGGCUACGCCCAAACUGGGUAUCCAUAACUUGCAUUAUGUAAUAAAAUGUAACUUGUUUAAUUAUUAUUAUAUUGUAUAAUGUAAUGUAUGGUAUUGCUUCAUUAUUAAAUGAAUAAAUAAAUAAACAAUCAGGACCUUAUAUAUAUUACAUAUAAAUAUACCAAACGUCAUAAAACAUAAAGUCAGUACAAACAUAAUUGAAAAUGGAAAAGUAGGAUAUGUGAUGUUAGAAUUAUGUAAUUGCGGCGCGUGCGGCGCGCGGUGCGUGUGUGUGUGCGCUCAGCUCUAGUUGUAAGAGUCCAGUAUUGUGGUGCUUUUUAAUUAUUCGAGUUUAGCUUUCCAUUAACUAUUGUUUGAUUGACUCGAAACAUACUCGUACUAUGACUAUGAUUUACCUUCCUAGUGUUAAACUUGCUGCGUACUAACUCGGAGACUUGUAAUUGCACGGAGACGGAGGUACGCUAUCGAAACGUGUUACUAUACUGUAGUAAGUGCUUAUAUAAAUGAUUUGGUUUAAAUGUGUGUGUAUUUUGUUUUACUCAGCUAGCAUUGAACCUUGUUACAUGUAUAGUAGCAUUGUUUAAUAAAGAACGACCGUAUAUUUCAUGCAAUUAUAAAUCGAUUAAUAUAAAUAUAUUAUUUCUUACUCACCCCAAUUAAUUAUAGUGAUGUCCCGCUCGCAUUUCGCAAUAUUUUUUUUCAAUUUCGUGUGUUAUUAUAAUUUUGUCGUCGAAUUUUUCAAUGUAAUACCGGUCACAUUUCAUUAGUUUCUCGUGUAAAGGUGCUGAUAGACUUGAACAUUUUAGCAUGCAUUCUAUUGAGAGUUCUGGCGAGCAUUCUAGCGAGCAAAUUUUCUCUCAGAUUCUCAAGAUGUUGGUAGCAAUAUUUGGCUCUAUGCUUGGCUCGGCUCGUUGUUCAAUUCGACAAAUAUAAAUACGGCGAAUGCUCGAUGUUCUGUUACAAGUGAAUGCUCAAGUCUGUCAGCACCUUAAAACACAGCUACGAUCGGCGCGCGGCUGCCGCAGUAGCGGCUUCGUCGCGCACCGCUCGAUGAGUGUGACAGCUAGUCACGUCACAUGAAAUUAACAUUUGACAGUCGCCCGAGCAUCGAACUCGCGCCCCUCGGUCGGCGGGGGCGCCACUCGCACUCAUUUUAUAAUUCAAAUAUGUUUUCUGACAACUAUACAUACAACCUUUAUGAAUUGUUGUUAUUUAUUUUAAAUUUAAUAGAAAAAAAUCAUAAAGAAAAUAACUAACAAAUUCAAGAUGACAUGGAGAAAAAAAACAAUUUUAUAGAGGUCCAAUUAAAAACAAUAUCUGACAAAUAACUUUCGUAAAAACUAAAAUAACUUUACGGAACAUUGCCAAUUUUAUUGUUCGAGGACGUGAAUCAAAUGCAGUUUUUAAUAAACAUGACAAAUAGGUAACCCGUAGAGUGCGCGCACGAUAAGUUGCACGUGAUCAAAAUCGGAACUAAUCAAAAGUGCUGCCAUCUUGUCGUCUUAUCUCUACCUAUUUCUUGGCGGGUAAAAGAGACCACAAACUCUGGCAAGCGAGUCGUUGCGGGGCGCUGUCACAUUGUGCUGUCUGUACAGACGGCGAGUAUCAUACUUUAUAUGGAUAGUAUUAUUUGUACGAUUUUCAUUUCUUUUUUUCUUGUAAUCUUAAGAUGGCGUAAUUUUAGAUGUUCAUAUUUGAAGACCAUGACACGGCGCGCGUCGAGUUAUAUUGUGUAAAUUAUAUUUCUUUUGUAUUUUGUAUGUGGAUCUUUGGUUUUGUAUUAUUUUGUCUUUAGAGUUUUUAUGUCUAACCUUGUACAUGUCGAACGCAGGAUUGUCGAGCUAACGUGUUCGUAUUGUUGCAAACGUCACCGUCACCGGCGGCGGUAGCGGGGGCUGCCCUUUGUACACUUUGUAAGGAACCCCUGCUCAGUAAUCGAAUUAGCGAAAAAAAGAUAUUUUAAAAAGUUUUCCAAUCAAAAAUAAUACAAAUAAAUAUAAAGCGGGAGCCACGCCACAAAACGCUGCUGCCGACCUCUUUUCUGUAGUUUUCACACAUUUUAUAUGGAGUAGGCGGUGACACUUAUUACCUAAUUAUUUAAAAAUAGUAAUGUGUCUGUCCGUCGGUGCGCGGGCGAUGGGCUAGUGUCGUGUAGUAGCUCGGUGAACAGCGCGGUGCCCGACGGUGGAAAUAGUAAAGUAAUAGCGCACAAGCUUCAGCCGACACGAGGUAUUGUACGUUCAUUAGUGCCGUCAUGUCGUGAUCACUUUUAAACUUUAUAUUUUAAUUAAUUACUAUUAUUUUUCUUAGUAUUAUUAUUUAAAUUUUAUGUCAAUUUCAAAGUAUUCAAUUAUUUUUGUGAAUAAAUUAUAAAUGUUAGCAGUAUAUUGUAACUGUAUUAUAUGCAUUGCUGAAUUUACCAUUCUAUGAUAUACCUACAGUCUACAGUGGACGGUGCUAAGAGGAAACCAAGUGCUAAAUAAUUAUACCCGUAUUCCUAUAUACCGCAUGAGUUUGUAACAUAUUGUAGUCUAAUUAAAUAUAAAUUUUAUAAAUUUGACAAUAAAUAAAAACGAACUUUUUGAGAUUGGGAUUUUAUACGAACGAUACAAUAUAGGUAGUGUUAAGGAAAUGUUAAAUUCGAUGUCAAAUGUUGCGAUUAUGAAAGUUGAACAGAAAAUAAAUGUCUAUUUUACUAUUUUCA
Bicyclus anynana (squinting bush brown) is the source of this 8670-nucleotide messenger RNA. It is a transcript of the gene coro, whose product is annotated as coronin-6. The record is from RefSeq and is a predicted model, not a curated record. The transcript has 13 exons. Gene Ontology annotation, molecular function: actin filament binding. Lineage: Eukaryota; Metazoa; Arthropoda; Insecta; Lepidoptera; Nymphalidae. Bases 161 to 1945 code for a protein of 594 amino acids. Gene Ontology annotation, biological process: actin filament organization.